Messenger RNA from Penicilliopsis zonata CBS 506.65, 1568 nucleotides. RefSeq lists its product as hypothetical. The transcript is spliced from 5 exons. NCBI's taxonomy places the organism in Eukaryota, Fungi, Ascomycota, Eurotiomycetes, Eurotiales, Aspergillaceae. The record is from RefSeq and is a predicted model, not a curated record. The coding region runs from base 1 to 1512 and encodes 503 amino acids. Gene Ontology annotation, molecular function: transmembrane transporter activity. Gene Ontology annotation, biological process: transmembrane transport.
AUGAAGAAAGACGCCGACGGGACAAUUCUCAUCCCACAGCCCUCCGACGACCCAGAUGAUCCUCUGAACUGGUCCGAUGCUCGCAAAAACAUCACACUCUCCAUCUGGGCGUUUGCCUGUUUCUCCAGCCAGAUCUCCGCCAUGACGAAUCUACAGGGCUCCUUCUUACAGGCGCCGGUGUACCACAAGACGCCGGUGCAAGUGAACUACAAUAUCUCCCUUACUCUGGCCGGUUUAAUCAUAGGACCGAUGCUGGUGGUCCCUCUCGGGCGGAGAUUCGGGCUGUGUUGCUGUCUCCUGUGGUCGACCGUCGGAGUGCUCGCCACGGCCAUCUGGUCGGCUUUGAUGACGGGGGAGAAGGAUUACGGCGCGUUCCUUGCCUCGCGGUUUGUAGCAGGCGUCUUUGCCGGGUGUCCGCUGAUUCUCGGGUCGGCCAUGGUCGUGCAGGUGUUUUUCCGUCAUCACCGCGGUCGCUGUCUGCAUAUCCUGCAUAUCCCGUACCUGCUUGGCGUCAUCACCGCGCCCAUCUUUGGCGGGUAUAUAAUUUCCACGCAGUCGUGGACGGUGCAGUUUUGGUGGACGGCGGGGAUGAACGGCCUGCUCAUCCUCCUCAUCUUGUGCUUUCUCGAAGACUCGGAGUCCAGCGUUGCCGCCAAGGAGUCUCUCCUUCAUCGUCGACUGAGAACCUACACUGGUCGAGCUGUCGCCACGCCGGCGUCGUGGAGAGAUUGCACACGAAUGGUCCGGAAUGAAUUUCGUAUCGGGUUCUCCCCGCUUGGCAUGCUGGCCGGGUUCUUUCUCCUGGUUGACUUUGGCUUCAGCACCAUGACUCUCGUUAUGGUGAAUUUGUUUCUCGCCGACCCGGUCGACGAGGGCGGGUACGGGUUUACUUCGACGGAGAUCGCAUCCUUCACCUUCUGUCUGUGGAUUGGAGUCUGUAUCGCCGAGCUGUACGGCCAUUUCGUGAGCGACCGACUCCCCCUCUGGCUCUCCCGCCGACAGUCAGGAAUCUGGCGCCCGGAAUUCCGCCUCCACUGCCUAUGGGCCCCUGCAAGCCUCGUCCCCGUCGGAGUUGGUCUUUUCGGUGCCUCGCUGGAGUACCACCUGCACUGGGCCGUUCUUGCCCUCGCAUCCAUGCUGACGUUUAUCGGCUCCAUGUCCAUCGUGCCCCAUACCACGGCAUACCUCACCGACUGUUUCCCAGACCUCGUCGCAGAGAUGUCGGCCAUCAUGGGCUUGUACCGCUUGAUCUUCGGCCUCACCACCACCUUCUUCAUCACCCCCUGGGCUGCCGCAGUCGGAGUCGGCUGGGUGUUUGGCACAGCAGCGUUCAUCUCGCUGGCCGCCUUGGGCAUCGUCGGUAUUCUCGUGUCUUGGGGGGAGCUGUUCAGGCGUCAACUGGGGGAUUUCACCGAGACAGCACCAGAAACUGAGCUGUUUGUCGCUGGCGCAGAUGGAGAUGGACAAUCUCAACAGGUUCAGAGAGAAUUCUUAGUCAGCAACACCCCUUAGUCAUCAAUUCCUGGUCACGAAGUCCUUAGUCAGCUCUUCGGGCCGACGUAUUCCCG